This is a messenger RNA of Topomyia yanbarensis, 1940 nucleotides long. It is a transcript of the gene Catsup, whose product is annotated as protein catecholamines up. Gene Ontology annotation, biological process: zinc ion transmembrane transport; intracellular zinc ion homeostasis. The transcript has 5 exons. Gene Ontology annotation, molecular function: zinc ion transmembrane transporter activity. The coding region runs from base 203 to 1642 and encodes 479 amino acids. NCBI's taxonomy places the organism in Eukaryota, Metazoa, Arthropoda, Insecta, Diptera, Culicidae. Gene Ontology annotation, cellular component: membrane. The record is from RefSeq and is a predicted model, not a curated record.
CUAUCCUUUCUCGCUACAGGGACCGCAACCAAAAUCGCAUUCUUUGACCGUCGUAUUUUCGAUUGUUCGAACCGGGUAGCAGUAGUGUAAAGAUCAAACGUCGAAAAUCUGUGCGCGUUGUUAUCAGUGACGUGUAAAUAAUUUUUUGCUGCUUGACCACCAUCGCGAAACGCCACCCGGAACCUCCAGCCUGUUGAGUCGGAUGGAACACGCCAAAAGUCGGGGGCGAAAGCCCAUUGUCCUUGUUAAUUCGUCUGAUGCGGUGAAACGACCGGGAGAAUCAAAAUCCUACCGAGUUCACAUUGCACUGGGGCUGCUGCUCGUGAUGCUGUGGAUGUCAUUUCCAACGCUGUGCGAUGGUCACGGACAUUUUGAUGAUCGUGACCAUCAUCACCACCACCACGGACACGAUGAGAAUCCAAGUUUUAAGUAUUCAAGACAGGCUAAUGAGAUGUACCAAGAAGAUCACCAUGAUCACUUACAUGGAUCCGAACAUCAUAUUCAUCACCAUGAUCAUAGUCACGAUCAUGGACAUAAGCAUCAGCAUACGGACGAUCAUGAUCAUGAGCAUAAUCAUCAACAUACGGAUGAAGUUAGAAGUAAGAAUGUCAAGCCUCCAGUCGACACAUUCUACAUCUGGGUUCACUCGCUGACGUCAACUCUGUUAAUCAGUGCCGCUCCGUUCUUCAUCCUAUUCGCAAUCCCACUGGAAAAUACCGACGAAAUGCAGCCACGCUUGAAAACGCUUCUGGCGUUCGCCUCCGGUGGAUUGCUUGGUGAUGCUUUCUUACAUCUGAUCCCGCAUGCCAUUCAACCGCACAGUCACGGUGAGGAUGAUGGACACGGUCACCAUGGACAUAGUCAUGGCCACAGCCAUGGUGGAGAGGAAGGCCACGGUCAUGAUAUGCGCGUUGGCCUCUGGGUAUUAGCCGGUAUUAUCGUAUUCCUUGCCGUCGAGAAGGGUGUGCGACUAAUCAAACGUGAUACCGCCGGUGGUGGUCAUGGUCACAGUCACAGUCACGCAACCACUGCUAAGAAGGCAAAGGCUUCUCCACCCGUGUCCCCUUCGAAGAAGAAGGAUUCCAAGGCUACCGAAGGUAGUAACAAAAAGAAGGAUGAAUCCGAAGCGGCUAAAGCCAAAGGAAAAGCCGUCAAAAAAGAAUCCAAAAAGAACCAGAUUCAAAUCGCCGGCUAUCUUAAUCUGGCAGCCGAUUUUACACAUAAUUUUACGGACGGUCUCGCCAUUGGCGCAUCAUAUCUAGCCGGCAACAGUAUUGGUAUUGUAACCACGAUCACCAUUCUGCUACACGAAGUUCCUCACGAAAUAGGCGACUUUGCGAUCCUGGUGAAGUCAGGUUGCUCGAAAAAGAAGGCGAUGCUGUUGCAGCUAACUACCGCCAUUGGAGCGCUAGCCGGAACCGUUCUUGCCUUACUGGGAAGCGGCAGUGAUGCCGCCGAAUCCUGGGUGCUCCCGUUCACGGCGGGUGGCUUCAUCUACAUUGCGACGGUAUCCGUGAUCCCGGAAUUGCUCGAGGGAUCCACUAAGCUGUGGCAGUCGCUGAAGGAAAUCACGGCACUGCUGGCCGGCGUCGGGAUGAUGGGAACAUGUAUGAAAGCCAUAGAGGGCACGUAUGAGCAUUGAUGGGAGCGCCAACGUGUGUUACUACAACGUUUUGAUUGUUUUAUUUCACAUUACAAUUGAGUGCGAAUGUGUCGUGAAGUGUGAUUUGUUUCAUUUUACUAUUGUUUGAAUAAUAAAAGUUUUUUGUACCCGUUACACUUUGUUACACUAAAACAACUUGGGACGAACUCCCAAUCAAAUUAAUAUUCGCAAAACAAUCAAUAUAUUCUGUUGUUCUAGCACAUGGUGGAACAAUUUUCAUUAGAAAGUAGAUUUCACGAGUCUAAUAAAAAUUAUUAAUAAAGAUAUUUACAUUUAA